Molecule: messenger RNA, 8523 nt
Organism: Oryzias latipes (Japanese medaka)
Lineage: Eukaryota; Metazoa; Chordata; Actinopteri; Beloniformes; Adrianichthyidae
Gene: ptprb
Product: protein tyrosine phosphatase receptor type b
Biological process (GO): angiogenesis; peptidyl-tyrosine dephosphorylation involved in inactivation of protein kinase activity
Cellular component (GO): signaling receptor complex
Molecular function (GO): protein tyrosine phosphatase activity; cadherin binding
Source: RefSeq, a predicted model, not a curated record
GAGACUCAGUGAGACGGGUCAGGAGAAAAGGGAGGAAAGGCCCGGCCCGAGGUCACACCAGCUUUAGUCGAGGAUGGACACGACACGGACAAGAGACCAAAGGCACCAAACGGAACCCAAUCUUGAAGGAAAAAUCAUCACUUUUUCUCCAUAGGAAGGAAAAUAUUCAUUCAAAAAGCUUUUUUUAAAUUAAUAAAGCAAAAACAGGAAUACAGUUUCAUUUUUUCUGUCUGGAAAAAUUUCCGAACCCACUUUUGUACCUCAGGAUUAUGGUGGUGAGCGCUGCGCCUGAACAUCUGGAGGAGCACAAUGCUUAAAUGUAAAGUUGUGGGUUUGUUCUUCGCACGGCUGCUGCUGCUACAGGAUGGGAUCAGGGCAUCUCCACCCGAGGACCACGCCGCCUCCCUCCCUUGCAGCAUCUCCGUGUCUGAGGUCGUUUCCGGUCUGGAUUCGGUUUCUGUGAGCGUGAGCACCGCCGGACUGAACUGCUCCUUCAACCUAACGGAGUCCAGAGGAGACGGUGCAGAGUGUCUAAAAAUACAGGAAGCGGAGGAGGAGGUGGAGGGGAGAAGAAACCAGACAAGUGGAAGCAGGAGCAGCAGGAACAUGUUCCUCUGCGUUCUAGAUCACCUGGAGCCUGGAACCUCCUACCGGCUGCAGGUUGAGUCGCAGACGGACGCCGAGUCGGCAAACGUCACCGUGAACACCAGACCGUCUCCUGUGGUGGGCCUGGCCGUGACCUCCAGGACCUGCACCAGCCUGGACCUGGGCUGGCAGGCCGGUCCAGGUCGGACGCAGCGCUUCAGACUGCAGCUGUGGGAGGGUUCAGCAAGUCCGGAUCAGUCCAAUCUGCUGAGAAACGAGGUGUUGGAAAGCACUGCCACACAGCACACGCUGUCACAGCUGACGCCUGGGCGCCGGUACAACGUCACCAUGGUGACGGAGGCGGGAUGGACGCAGAGCAGCAGCAGCAGCAUCGAAGCACAGACAGUGCCCUCUGCGGUUUCCAACAUCACUGCAGUUAGCAUCAACAGCACCAGCCUCUGGUUGUCAUGGCAGCAGCCCAAAGGCGACGUGGACGAGCUCAUCGUCCUCGUCUCUUCCAGCAGCGCAAACAUCUGGGAAAAAACUCUGCAUCCAAAUGCCGUGGCUGUCUCCGUCGACCAGCUGACCCCCGGCUCGGCCUAUCAGGUCGUAGUGAAGUCCAGGAGUGGCAGCCUGACAAACCAAUCAGAAAUUAGAAUCACAAAAGCUCCAGCGACAGCGUCCCUCCUCUCCUUGUCCCCGUCCUCCUCCGGCGGCCUCGUCCUCACCUGGCUGCCUCCUGUUGGUCACUGGGAGAACUACAGCCUUUCACUGUCCGACGGCUCCCAGCAGAUAUUUAGCACCUUUCUGGACAAGGGGGCGGUGAACUACAGCUUCCCUGGGACAAAGCUAAUUCCUGGAAGGUCGUAUAGAGCUGUGCUGACGGUGGAGAGCGGAGGACUGACGGCCGAAAGCAGCUGUGACGGACUCACAGCUCCCGCUGCGCCAUUGGACCUCCACAUUCGCCACUAUGAUGAGUCCUCGCUCAGCGCCAUGUGGAGCCACGCCCCCUCCGGCUCACGCGACGGUUACCUGCUCACCAUUCGUCAUGGUAUGGUUACCGUGGAUACCAGGGAGGUGGAUCCUAACAUGAGAGAGUGCACCUUCAAUGUGCUGGUACCUGGGAGGUUGUACAACAUCACUGUGGCGACCAGGAGCGGGAAUCUGAGCGCCUCUGCGUGGGUGGAGGGCAGAACGGUCCCGAUGGAGUUACGGACCAUCAACCUUAGGAGCUCAGGGGUCGAUAGCCUUCAGGCUUCCUGGGAAAAACCUCCAGGUGACGUGGACUCCUUCAACCUGAUCCUGCUGCAGGACAGCUCUAUGCUCCAGAACCACAGCGUUCCAGCUUCUUCAUCAUCUCUGCUGCUGACUGGACUGACGCCUGGCGCCCUCUACAGGCUGCAGGCAGCCUCCGUCAGCGGGGAGCUGCACUCCAAACCCGCUGGCCUGGAGGCUCGGACAGCUCCAGCGUCCGUCUCUGACGUGACUGUUUCUAACAGAGGAAGGUCAGAUGCUCUCCAGGUGUCGUGGCAUCCAGCGGUCGGCCUGGUCAACAGCUACCUCGUCAGGCUUAAAGACGGACAGCGCGGCAUGCACAUCCUCGCCGUGUCUAGCUCCUCGCCGCCCGAGUGCUCUUUCAGCUCGCUGGUCGCCGGGCGCCUGUACUCUGUGGUCAUAGUGACGAGAAGUGGCAGCUUGGAAAACACUACGGUGGUGAAGGCUCGAACACAACCUGCGACUGUGCAGAACCCAACAGCGGUCCACUCGGCCAGAGAAGACUACCUGAAGGUGUACUGGCGCCACGCGGCUGGAGAUCUGGAUCAUUACGUGGUUCUGAUCCACUACAACCACAGCAUGCUGCAGAACAAGAGCGUCUCAGCUGGACACAACGAGUGCGCCUUUUCAUCGCUGACGCCGGGGAGACUUUACAGCGUAACCGUGGAAACCUGGAGCGGAGACUUCGUCAGCAGCAUCUCCACGGACGGUCGAACUCUCCCAGCAGCUGUAGGCAACCUGUCGCUAGGCAACGCAGGAACGACUUAUCUGAAUGUUACCUGGAGCCCCGCCCCCGGAGACGUGGAUCACUAUGAGGUCACGCUGCUCUUCAAUGACACGCGGGUUUUCCCCCCCAUCACGCUGGGCAGGGAGCUGCGGCAUCACCUGCUCACCGCUCUCACGCCGGGCCGCCUUUAUAAGGUGGUGGUGUCCACGUUCAGCGGGCCGCAUCAGACGGCGCAGUUUACUGAGGGACGAACAGUUCCCAGCUCUGUACAGAACCUGCAAAUGGUUCCCCAGCCUGGUCGCUCGGACUCUGUCGCGGGGCUGUUGGUGUCCUGGACGCCCGGAGGGGGAGAUCUAGACGUGUACUUGGUGACUCUGUCAAACCAGGAUGGCGCCUCCAUCGACAUCCGCCCCGUCCCCAAAUACGUCUCCACUCUGGACUAUUUAGAACUGAUCCCAGGCCAGGUGUACAGCGUCACUGUCCAAUCACGCAGUGGGAAACUGACCAAUGACAGCUCUAGGUCGGGCCGAACAGCUCCAGCCGGAGUCACGGCGCUGCAGGCCGACAACGGCCACACCGCGCACAGCCUGACGGUCAGCUGGGAGCGGCCGGUGGGCGUGUUCGACUCCUACACCCUGCACCUUUUGGAUGAAGCUGGCGUCACUCUGAUCAAUCAGUCGAUCUCAGCAGAGAAACGCAGCAAACAGCUGGAGGGUCUGACCUCUGGGAAGUGGUACCGCGUGACGGUGGUGACACUGAGCGGCGGCGUCCCGUCACUGAACGCUGCUGUGGCAGAAGGGCAGACACGUCCGGCUGCUGUGAGCAACCUGACCGUCACAGCGGUCAACACCUCAUCGCUCAGCUUCUCGUGGCGACCCUCCGCCGGCCUCGUCGACCUCUACGACCUGUCGCUCUUCAGCGUCUUGGAGUCGACUGGCAGCCAAAGGCCUGCAGAGGGCAGGAAGGAGCAUCAGCAGGCUGCAGGGGAGCUGCUGGACCUGCAGAAGGUCAGUCCGGCUGUGCACAGCUGCGUCUUCUCCGGUCUGCAAGCGGGAAGUCUGUACAGACUGCAGGUGGUGAGCUGGAGCCGCCGCAUGAGCAGCGACUCAUCGGUGCUCGCCAGAACAGUCCCAUCUCCGGUUUCGUCUCUUCAGAUUCAAAGUUCAAAACAGACGGACAGACUGACGGUUGUCUGGCAGCCGGGCGGCGGCAGCUGGAGCAGCUACCAGGUGGUUCUGUACGACGCCUAUGGCGCCACUUUGGGAGCUCAGAUGCUGGGGGCGGAGCACAGAAGCCAACCCUUCUCUGGGCUGAUCCCUGGUAGGCUGUAUCGUGCUGAGGUCAUCACACACAGCGGAGAUAUGACCAAUAACGUCUCAGCCUUUGGACGCACGAGUCCAGAACCACCCACCCACCUGUCAGUCAAACAAGGCCCAACCAAUGACACGAUUGAGCUGUCGUGGGCGGGUCCGCUCGCUGGAGACUUCACAGACUUCAGUCUUCAGUGGGAGCCUCCAGAACAGCUGAGGGUCUCAAAGAGCCAUCCGACCGGCAGCACUGUAGGCGGGAUGUUUCCAGGCCGACAGUACAACUUUACCCUGAUGACGGUCAGUGGGGGCGGGGCCAAAGGCAGUCCCAUCGCCAUGAGUCAACCAAUCCAGAGGAGCAUAAGAACAAGUCCGACUCCUCUAAAGUCCCUCCACUGCUUCCCUCUCUCCUCCUCCUCCCUCUCCUGCUCCUGGACUCCUCCCACCGCUGACUUUGACUCCUAUGAGGUCGAGAGUCGUCGCUACGAUGACGGUUACCUGGUGUCGGCCCUGAGGCUGGCAGGGGGCGUCACCGCGGUAACGCUGGGAAACCUGGAGGCCUUCAGGAAAUACUCUGUGACGAUCAGAGUUUCUUCGGCCGGGCAGACGAGCCCACCGACGACGCACACCACCGUCACCAUGAUUGACCGUCCUCCGGUCCCGCCCCCCACCGUGCGCGUCAACGAAAGGUCGUCCAAAGUGACGUCAUCCUCCAUCUUGUUCCGCUUCAACUGCUCCUGGUUCAGCGACUCCAACGGAGCCAUCCGAUACUUUGCCGUGAUUGUGGCCGAGUCCGAGACCACAGAAUUGGUGCAGCCGGAGCAGCGCCACCCUCUGCCCUCCUACCGCCACUACAUCAGCAACUCCUCCAUCAGAGCGUAUCAGACCUCCUUUUUUCAGAGCCGCUGUCCGCAGGACGCCGACUCCACAGCUGGACAGGUGGUGGAGUUACACUUGGGUGCAGGAGGGGACCGGCUGGGCGGAGCCUGUGAUCAUUACGAGGACGACCUCUACCUGAGCGACAGCUACGGUGAAUUCUGCGACGGUCCGCUAAGACCAAAGACCUCCUACAGGUUGAGCGUGCGAGCCUUCACCAAACUGUUUGACGAGAACCACAGGGAGGUCGGCGAGCCGCUCUUCUCGGACACAUACCUGUCCACGCCUCUGAAGACUCACGCCGAGCCUCUAGGUGGCGUGGUGGAGGGCUUGAGCGCUGGAAUGUUCCUCAUCGGGAUGAUGGUGGCCGUCGUGUCUCUGCUGGUUUACCGGCAAAGGCUCCGCAAAGUGGCUGUGCAGGAGAACCCGGUGGUGAGGAUGAGCAUGUGGAAAGAGGUUCCUGCCUCAGGACUGUACAUGGGCGUGAGGAGUAACCGGCGCGUCACCAGCCCCAUCAAAGCCUGCCACUUCGAGUCCCACCUGGCCAAGCUGCAAGCCGACUCCAACUACUUGCUGUCUGAGGAGUUUGAGGAUCUGAAGGACGUGGGUCGGAACCAGACGAUGGACGUGGCCAGGCUGCCGGAGAACCGCGGAAAGAACCGCUACAACAACAUCCUGCCGUACGAUUCCACCAGGUUAAAGCUGUCCUACCUGGAAGACGACCCCUGCUCUGACUUCAUCAACGCCAGCUACAUACCUGGGAACAACUACCGCAGGGAGUACAUCGCCACCCAAGGGCCGCUGCCUGGCACCAAAGACGAUUUCUGGCGGAUGGUGUGGGAGCACAAUGUCUACAACAUCGUCAUGGUGACGCAGUGUGUGGAGAAAGGACGGGUCAAGUGUGAUCAGUACUGGCCUGCAGACACAGAGCCGCUGUACUACGGUGACCUGGUCAUCCAGAUGCUGUCGGAGUCCGUCCUGCCCGAGUGGACCAUCCGAGAAUUCAAGGUCAUCUCGGUACGCAGGCUGAAGGAGAGCAGCUGCAGUUACCCUCGGAUGCUGCGUCACUUCCACUACACCGUGUGGCCAGAUCACGGAGUCCCAGAGACCACUCAGUCUCUGAUCCAGUUCGUCAGAACCGUUCGGGACUAUGUGGACCGAUCACCAAGUACUGGAGCUACCGUGGUGCAUUGCAGUGCUGGAGUGGGGCGCACAGGAACCUUCAUUGCCUUGGACCGCGUUCUGCAGCAGCUGGACUCCAAAGGAACCAUUGACCUUUAUGGCAUCGUGUUUGAUCUACGGCUGCACCGGCAGCACAUGGUGCAGACUGAGUGUCAGUACGCCUUCCUGCAUCAGUGCGUCCGGGAUGUCCUGAGAGCCCGCAAGCAUCGCAGCGAGCAGGAGAACCCUCUGUACCCCAUCUACGAGAACUUCAACCCCCAGUUGUGCCGCGAUGUAAUGUUUUCUGGACGCUGAAGAGGCCUGACCUUCAUCUGAUGCAACUCUACUUUUCAGACGUUUAGUGACAGCAGCUCUAACUUUCAUCAAACUUCCUGAGUGAGCAGAAAUCCUUAAGGCCUUAGAUUUACACAAAUCUGUUGCACUGCAGACAUCCUCACGGCCACUCGAUUGAUGCUGAACAGAUAAUAGAAAAGUCAGGAACAUAAAUCAGGAACAUAAAUCAGCCAAAGGAACUGAGGAACCGAUAACCAAAGCUGUUCCUGCAAUCAAAGAUUUCAAGUAUUUUUCUAAGGAAUAAAGAGUUGAUUGUACCCAGAGAUCUCUGUCCUUGUCCACACCUAAUCAGUCUGCUGCUCAGAUCAAUGCAGCACAGAUACAGAUUUUUUCCUUCAGGAUUGUUCUCAUUUGUUUGCAUUCUGGGCCAGAAAUGUCUAACUUUGUUGUGUUUUUUUUUUAACAGAUAAAACAAACUGCAUUAAGUAUCCAUUAAUCUAAGGCCUAAGAACCUAAAGAUUCCCAAAGAACCCAAAUAGAGCAAUUUUGUGCUCCCAGUUUAACUGGGAAUACAUUGAAAUUAAAGUUGGAGUUGAGAUCAUUGUGGUGUUUUUGCAAUACUUUUCUCAACCAGUCAGCAGAAACUUCAUAUAAACCCCCAAAAAAACUUUUUCAGAAGCACUGGCUUAGUUUUUUUCUGCACAUUUAGAAAGAAAAAAACCUCAACCUGACAGUGAAGAGACAAGGUUUUGUUGGAUUUCAUGGAUCUCUAACCUGUUUUUCUGAUUGUAGCAUCUUCUCCCCUCAGUUUGUUCUCACUUCAACAUAUAAGCUGAUUAUUUAAAGUGACACACAGUGCUGUAUGUAAAUAUAGAUUUAAUACACUUUUGCAUUACAACAAAUGUAUGUCUGUCAGGUAUGUUAAUGCUGUUUUAUUUCCUGUUUUAGUUGAAAAUUCCUACUUUGUAAAAGUUGAAAGACUAAAAGCUUUGUUGUAAUUUUCCUAAACUGUAAGGUUUAGAGCACAUAUUUAUCUAUGUCACCUCGUGAUUUUGGAUUUGAACUCAUUUUGAAAGACUAAAAACUUUAUAUCAGCUUCUGAUUAGUUUGGACUGAAAACUAGCUUUUUAGAAGUUUAAAUAUUUGUUUUUACUGUUAUUUAAAUUAAUUAAAAGCUGUAAAAAAAAAAUUUAAUUCACAACCUUCAGCCCUGACUUUAUUUUCUAUCAUCAGGCCCUCAAACUGUUUUUAAAUCUGCUGUCAAUCUGCAAAGUGGAAAAUAAAGUUUAAUUUGGAAUUUACCGUCGUGCUCCGACUCUUGCUGAUUUAAAAAAUAAACCCCAAAAGAUUAUCAGAGGUAUGAUUUAAACAAAGAAAAGAAAAGAGGUCAUAAAAUAGAUAUUAAACUCACAUAUUAGCCCAGACUGCAGGAGCACACUGAGCAUGUGCAGACUGAACACAUCCUGAUUGGAUCAAAUAGACAGUUUCUGUCCAACUCUGAUGGUGGCGCUAACUACACAAGAUAUAAGCUUGAUUGCAAGUUGACAAAGACUGUUUGCAGAGUUAACAAAGUUUUAAGAUACCUUAAUCUGAUUUAUUUUUUAAGACAUGGAUCCAUCACCAUAAUGUCAGUCUAUGUCAGACUAUAAUGAAGGAAGCUUCCAUCGUUCUUUGUUUAAAUUACUUCCAUUGACAACACUGGCCAGCGCCACCUUCAGUCCAAAGAAAAUCCAAUCCUACAUCAAAUUAAUUCCGAAGAGAAAAUUGAACUUAAGGUUGAUGAAGAAUUCUAAGGCAAAAAAAAGCUGUUCUCCACAUUUGGAAAAAAGGAGGCGAGGAUCAACCAAAAUGAGCCAUGAACACGAGGAGGCCUCAUUCUGGAGGUCCUCAAAGAUGCAACAGACAAGGAGAGUUCAAAGAAGAAGACAUUUUCAUUAGGCGAGGAGCCCGACUCUGCAGCAGGUCCACCUCUGAAUGGACCCACAUAAAGGUUCAGAGUCUAGAUUCAUGAGCAAACGUUUGGACUAAACAACAACAGGCUUCACCAGAAUUUUGGCCUAAAGGCAGAAAAGGUUUUCUAACCAAUAGAAACCAUUUCAAUAGCGAAUAAGCAACAGAAGAAAAAAGCUGCAGGAGCCUUUAUUGUGCUCUACAGUUCAUGUUUUACUGAAACCGAUAAAAAGAUUAGAUGAACAAAAAUUUUAAAAAGAAGAAACUGAGAUGCUCGUGAUAAUGUAGACAGCAAAAGAUACUGUGUGAUGUAGAACAGUAAGGGAAACUAGAGAAAAACAGCUUAAA